GAACGCUCGCAUGUGCAGCGUUGGCGGCAGUUGCUGGCCGUUCGUCGACCUGCACGUAUUUCAACGACGGGGGGAACGGAUAGACGAGCGUGCCACCUGGCUACGAGCGGAGCACACGCCAGUGUCUCGGCGGCCGAAGGGCGAGAGGAACAAGUGUCCACGCCGAGCUACAGGGUCAGAGGAAGAUGGCGGCGACGGCGCAUCGGAACGUGCCAGAAUAGUUAGUGAUGCAGUGCGCGGCCGUAUCGUUGCGUGCUCCGAUCGUCCCGCAUGAGCUCGCUCGUGACUGAGCGGAGCGCGGCCAGAUGACAUGGGAAUUUGUAGCAGAAGGCACUUUCUACUGACGAUAUGCGUUCUUCAACUGAUCACCACGAUAGAGCGCCAAGUGUUUGACUUCCUGGGGUUUAUGUGGGCUCCGAUACUGGUCAAUUUCUUCAACAUAAUCUUCGUGAUUCUAGGAUUCUUCGGGGCCUUUCAAUACAGACCCAAGUAUAUCAUAUCGUAUUGUGUGUGGAACACAUUGUGGCUAGGAUGGAACAUAUUUAUAAUAUGCUUUUACCUCAGUGUAGGAGUACUGGACAAAGAUAGCGAUAUUCUCAACCUUGGCACCGGCAGUUUUUCAUGGUGGCACGUGAACGGACCAGGCUGCAAAGCUGUUUACGAUGUUAUGGAGCCGGAGCUUUUCCGACCUGCGCGUCCCACUAAUGUGACUGACUGCGUGCUGGACUACGAAGUGAUAGAAAUUUUGCACGCCUCGAUACAAUGUAUCUUAGGUUUAAUGGCGAUCGUCGGCGGGAUCUGUCUGAGUAAAGUGUUCCUCGAGGAAGAUGAUAGCUUACGAACUAAGCGACGGAAGAAGCAGCCGCGGCCGCUGUACAGCAUCGAGUAUUCGCAGCCGGAGCCGCCGGUGCAGGACGACAGCGUUUCGCCGAAGCCGAUGACCCCGCGCAGGGUGAAACGACGCUCGGUGAUCUCGCGGGACGGCACGCGCCGCUCGAGCCGGCGCAGCUCGGUGCGUCAAUCACGUCGGAAGAACCCGGUGAAUCGCAUCAUGGACCAUCAGGAGAACCUGUACGCCAACACCGCGUCCAUCAGCCAACUGACGAACCAGAACGUCAACACGCUCAACUCGCAAUCAGGCUCCCUCAACUACGAUCGAAUCUCGUCGGUCGGCUGGGACCGCGACUCGCGCAACGCCAACUGGCAGCCGGAGGCAGUCAACAUGGCGGUGUCGUCGCCGACCUUGUGGUCCCAGGACUUGCCCAACAACUACUCGAACACGUCCAGCUAUCCGAGCCAACUGCAGAGCUCGUCGGACUGGGAUCAGGCUGGGAGUAGCUCCACGCGCAACCUCACUGACAACUGGCAGACCUCGACCGAGCUCAGCCCGAUGCAGUGGCAAGGUCAGAGCAACCCCACGUUCCAGCAAACGAGCACGCAGAGCUUGAACGGCGAGGACCUCGAGGAGCUGUAUGGCAAUCGACCAGCCAGCGCUAGGUCGAGCUACAGCAACUACCACGGCGUCAGGGCGACGCCGCAGGUGCCCAAUCGGACUGACGUGGUCAGACAGAGCCAGCGACAGUUCGUCCUCAGCGGUCCACCCGCUUAUCAGGACACGGUGAUUUGACACGUGGCGCUAAUCAAAGCGAGCUAACGGGACGCUCUCUGUUGACAACUCGCUCCGAAAGGCAUCGUUCGAGAGACGAGCGAGUCGCGAGAGCAUGACGAAGCAACGGAAUCCUUCGCUGAAUCCUAUCUACCGUUGAUCCACGAUGUGAUACUCACAGUCAACGGGGUGUGGUCGCUCGUGAGCGACCACCUCUCGUAGAACCGUCUCGUAGUGAGAACGGUAUUAUUUUUGAUAGCGCUAUCCUUUCGAUUCUGCCGAGAGAACGCGACAGUGGCUUUUACGAGAGCGAUACGUAGUUGAAGAGAGCGCGCUGUUGUGAUCCUCCUUCCACCGUGCCGAUUGAAACGAUUUUUAGCACUUUUGAGAAUUCCUGCACCUUCGAUUCGUCGGCGGCUGAACCGUUAUUCACCUUCACCAUGGUUCCGUCACGGUUGUUCGACUACAUUUAUACUAUAACUAAUUAAUUCACUACAAUGUUAUAGUUACAGUUUAAGCUACAUUAUUCUCAACGCUGGAAGAAGGAUCAAAGAGGGAGACGCGACUUUUCGAUGAUUUUAGAGCUUUACUUCGUACGAGUCGACGCGACGCGACAGGUAUCCACCGGUAUCGCAUCGCGUCGUGAUGCGCCGCGGUAAGCGAUCAACGUGUGCACUUGCUUUCAACAUGUCUCAAUGAAAGUUUCCUCACGCUGCAGCUCAGAACACAGUCUACCGGUUCAAUGAGAGACGUGUUAAUUUCCAGAAAUUAAUUUCCGGAUAUUAACGUGUCCGUUAAACCAAUGUCUGACGCAUAUUACGCAUGUCUGACGUGUGACGUCUGACGAUCUAUCGUGAGAGAUCAGCGUUAUAUAGCGUGAGACAGCAUUAUUUUCCUAUGUCCACACGAUCAAACCGUAAAUCUGUUUUGCACAUUUAUGUAGAAAAGGAUACGAGGUGGCAUGUGGGGAGGGUUUCUAAACUAAACUCUGGUGACAAAGGUGUUAAUCAGAAACAAGUUUUCUUAUCCGACUGUUGGUUGCGUUUCAAGCUGCAGCGAGAGAGAGAGAGAGAGAGAGAGAGAGAGAGAGAGGGGGGAGGAGAGCUGGAGAUUCGCCAAACCGUAUUGAAAGCAGGUGUACAUGAAGAGCACGUGACUUCACGUGACUUCCUCGAAGACUCGAGGAAACUCGUUCACGCAGGUUAUCCCUUUGGAUAGCACUUUGUAGGACUUUGUAAGAGUUCGAAGUUCGUUCGCGUUUACGGUGCGAUCAGCCGACGUAGUGUAAGCGACAAUCGACCGCGGAUCCGGCGCGGUCGAUUUCACGCGAGCUCAUUUAGAGAUUGGUGCAAACUGACCUCGCGGAGAAACGCGGGCGGUCGAGGCGGGACGCCUCGUUUUUACGUUUCGAGAAUGCAUAGAUCUUACGAUAUACGUACAAAUCGAACAAUCGCGUCACUCGCGAAACGGCUCGCACGCGGUUACAAUGAAGGUUGCCUUCGCUCUCAGGAUAGAUUUACCCGACUGACGUAUGUGACGUAUUAGUGUACUUAAAAGACGGUGGUCUUAAGCGAAUCGGCGUAGAAUUCUUAAGCGCGAGAACCACUCUCUUGUCAUCACCUCGAGUUAUCGAGAACUCCUCCACGGGAGGAUUUCGUCGCAAUAAUUUCUUUAUUCCCCUUCGUCAUCUUCCCAUUCAUCCUAUUUAUAUCAUAGAACCCUGAGGUUUCUUUUGUUCUGCGCAUAAAAUCAAAAAGGAUCAUCGCAUCAUCUGUAAAUAUAGAUUUAUAAUCUCGCCCGACACUCUCGAAAGUGCGUCUUCGGACAGACAAUCGGAGAGACAAUCGACUUCACUCUUACGGUUCUUAUGAAUCUUCACGAGCAGCCUGUUCGCGCUAUUUUAGACGCUUUAACGGCGAUUGCCAAUUUAAGAGGUUACUGACGUUUUUGAAAUUCACGCUAUUUUCAAAUCUACUAUUUUCUACAGUUCAUAUACGUACGACUCGCGCGUUUAUGUCUCCGGACGUUUCCAGUCUUCCAGUUUUUAUCGGAUAUCGCAAGCUGCACGGGGAAUAUCGUCCAAGCAUCUCUCGACAGCAAUCUCAGUUUUAUAGAAAAAAAAAAACGCGCCUGUCGAAAGCAGGGGAGAGAAAGAGUAAGAUUAUGUAUUUCUUAAAUGUGAACGAAUACUUAACAAUCGAUCUCAAAGAGAGAGGGCUAUUCGCUUCGGUCGCUUAGAUGAUAUUCUUCGGCAGAUAAUAAGGACUGAGCCUGCAAUUUUUCACUCGCCUCAGUCUGUACUAACGACAAGUGAUAAUUUAUAUAGAACGGCAAUAAUCGCGUAUAAUAUUGUGAUGCGUGCAAUACCGUCUGUUUUACAGAAACGUUUAAAAUCGCGAAAUAUAGUUACGACAAUAUAUACGUACCGCUGAGAAAUUGCAAUUAACUCCCGACGCAACCGAAAUGAUUCUUUGCUAAUGAUCUACACGUCAUCGUGAGAUAUUUUUAUUUUUGGACUUUUUGGAAACCCAUCAAUCUCGAACUUGAAUCUACUGGUAGCGAAAGAAAGAAUCUUGACAAAAUAUAAAUUUCUCUCUAAUAAUUAAUUUGAUGAAGACGGUGGUUCGAUAAGAGGUCUAUUGGAAACUGAAUAAUUUUAUAUGAGACGUGUCUUUUUCUUUACAAAUAUUAAUACAAGUUUAUAUUGUAGAAAAGUUCACUUGCCUGCAAGUGCGUCGUGAAUUUCGAGUAAGAAGAAGAUGAAAACCAAAGUGUAUUAAAUAUCGAUAUAAACUUAAGAUGUAUAAACUCUGAAACUGCCUCACUCGUUUCGUGCGAUUAUUGUACAAUCUAGAAUUAAUUUUUGAGACUAAUAGUUCGAUGUGUUUUUCGAAAUGUAACGUGACAAAACGAGUUGCAAAGCCGCACUCUCGUUACUCAUAAGAAUACUCUCGUAAUUCUUCGAAUAAUAUUUUUCUUAGUCGGUGAAUUACAGUCACGACUAAGUAGUAGGAUAAUUUUGUAUGCAAAGCAGCUGUUUUAACGACGUUUGCAUAUGUAACGGAGCGUACUUAAUAUUUUAUGAAUUAUUAAUAUUUUUAAUAUGAUUAU
This is a messenger RNA of Harpegnathos saltator (Jerdon's jumping ant), 4717 nucleotides long. It is a transcript of the gene NKAIN, whose product is annotated as sodium/potassium-transporting ATPase subunit beta-1-interacting protein. The transcript is spliced from 6 exons. Gene Ontology annotation, biological process: regulation of sodium ion transport. NCBI's taxonomy places the organism in Eukaryota, Metazoa, Arthropoda, Insecta, Hymenoptera, Formicidae. The record is from RefSeq and is a predicted model, not a curated record. Bases 311 to 1627 code for a protein of 438 amino acids.